UCCUCAACGCUUACUUACCAAAAACCAUUUCGUUUCCUUGUUAUAAAAGCUUCAUUUCAAGCUCUCCCUUUCAUCAGGAUAUCAAUUACUAGCUGCUACAAUAAAUCCAAGAUGAAGAGUUUCUUUGCUUUCUUCUUUCUCUUGCUUGUCUCGGUAAGGUCCGAUGUUAUUCAAGAAUCUUGCGACAAAGCUGCCAAAGGUGACGCCGGUAUAAACUAUGGCUUUUGUGUUGCGAGUCUCGAACAGAAUCCCAAGAGCAAAACAGCCACCAGCAUUGGAGAUUUGGUUCCCAUCACAAUCGACAUUGCCAUAUCUAAUGCAACAAGCAUCAGCUCUAUCAUUUCCAACCUUUUGAAGAACAAAAACCUUGAACAUUAUACAAGGAUGUGCUUGGAAGAUUGCUCUGAACUUUACUCUGACGUAGGGUCUUCUUUAAAAAGUGGUCGCCAGGCUUUUAUGUCUAAAGAUUAUGGAUCAGCUAAUGCGGACAUAAGCGCAGCCUUGGAUGCCCCGGACACUUGUGAAGAUCAGUUCAAGGAGAAGAAAGGGGUGGUGUCGCCAUUGACAAAGGAGAACAGCAAUUUCUCCCAGCUGACAGCACUGUCUCUUGCUUUCAUAUCCAUGCUCUAAGCCUCUAAUAAUGUGACUGUUGUUUCCUUCAGUCAUGUAUUUUUUUGCACCACAGUCAGCCACCCAAUAAUUAACCACAACUAUGGUUUUAAUCCUGAGCCAAAAAAUUAAAAAUUUAGUAUUUUAUCAAUAUAUAUGGUGAAUGUUAGUAUCUUUCGUCAAAGUAAUAAAGUAUUCAUUUAAUAA
Molecule: messenger RNA, 816 nt
Organism: Durio zibethinus
Lineage: Eukaryota; Viridiplantae; Streptophyta; Magnoliopsida; Malvales; Malvaceae
Source: RefSeq, a predicted model, not a curated record